This is a messenger RNA of Leptosia nina, 387 nucleotides long. The record is from the annotation of a GenBank genome assembly. NCBI's taxonomy places the organism in Eukaryota, Metazoa, Arthropoda, Insecta, Lepidoptera, Pieridae.
AUGAACCCUCACCUAAUGGUAAGAUUGUUCCCUCGGCGAGAUAUAACGGACAUCCUUUUCAUAUCAGCAGGAGGUGGAGCUGGUCUCUGGCUCUGGGCAAGACCCCAUGUUGCUGCAGCAGCACCAGCUAGACGUUUUUCAUGGGCAUUUUUGGGUGGUUGUUUAUGGCCUUUAGGUUCAAUUUUCCUAUGGGCUAUCCUUAGAAGUUCUGUUGGCCAAAGACCAGUAAUUGGAACUAUUCUUGGUGUUUCAACUGGGGCGAUGCUUACCAAUAUAGCAAUAGAUUAUUUUAACUAUAUAGAACUUAUGUUUUGUGGUGAGCUCCGUUUACCUGAUGAAACUUAUAGUCCAAAUAGUGAUGAUGAAAAAUAUGAUAUUGAUCUGUAG